Molecule: messenger RNA, 696 nt
Organism: Gossypium arboreum
Lineage: Eukaryota; Viridiplantae; Streptophyta; Magnoliopsida; Malvales; Malvaceae
Exons: 2
Coding region: 1-696 (231 amino acids)
Molecular function (GO): nucleic acid binding; RNA-DNA hybrid ribonuclease activity
Source: RefSeq, a predicted model, not a curated record
AUGGAGUCAAAUGCCUUGAAUGGGAGGAUGGCUAGGUGGCAAAUUCUGCUUUCUGAAUUUGACAUAAUCUACGUGAGUCAAAAAGCUGUGAAAGGGAGCAUAAUAACAGAUUCUCUGGCCAGUCGAGCUUUAGAAGAUUAUGAGACUUUAAAUUUUUAUUUCCCCAAUGAGGAGAUAGUUUAUGUGGCAGCUACUGAAGAGGACACUACAAAAGAUCACUCUUGGAAAUUAAAUUUUGAUAGAGCCUCAAACGCUGUGGGUAAUGGAAUUGGAGCAGUCUUGGUAUCUCCAGAGUAUGAAGCAUGUAUCAUGGGACUUCGAGCAGUUAUUGAACGAAAGAUCAAGUCAUUGGAAGUAUAUGGAGGUUCUGUGCUGGUAAUUUACCAUCUUCAAGGUGAAUGGGAGACAAGAUAUUCCAAAUUAAUCAAUUACAGGAGGUUGGUGUUGGGGUUAGUUGGAGAUUUUUAUGAUAUUACCUUCAAUUAUCUCCCGCGUGAUGAAAAUCAGAUCGCAGAUGCUUUGGCUACUUUGGUUUCCAUGAUCAAAGUAAGCAGACAAGAAGAUGUGAAACCCAUUCAGAUGAGUAUUUGUGAGGCCCCGUAUUAUUGUUAUAAUAUAGAGGAAGAAGAGAGAGAUGAUCAUCCUUGGUAUCAGGACAUAUUGCGAUAUGUAAGAAAUCGUGAAUAUCCAGAUUAA